This is a messenger RNA of Dibothriocephalus latus, 951 nucleotides long. The record is from the annotation of a GenBank genome assembly. NCBI's taxonomy places the organism in Eukaryota, Metazoa, Platyhelminthes, Cestoda, Diphyllobothriidea, Diphyllobothriidae.
AUGUUUGCAAAUCGCGACGAAGCACUCAAGUGCAUACGCUUGGCUGAAAAGCACAUACGGGAAGGUAACGCGGAGGCGGCCAAAAAGUUUCUCCGCAAAGCUGUUAGACUUGACCCAUCCGUCACACUUCCAUCGUUUACAAGCCGUCAGUCUGGCGAUAGCACACCUCCACGUCAGCGGUCUCCAAGCAGAUCUAGAGAGUCCCCAUCAUCAAGCGCCCGUGAAAACUCACAGGAGCGAAAUUUCAGCAAAGCAAAUGUCGAAGCCGUUAGAUCGGUUCUUUCAUGCAAAGAUUUAUAUAAGGUGCUUGGUGUAUCAAAAGACGCAAGUGAAGAUGAAAUUAAGCGGGCAUAUAAAGGUUUGGCAAGGAAAUUUCAUCCGGACAAAAACCGCGCACCUGGGGCCACGGAGGCUUUCAAGAAGAUAGGAUCUGCGUUUUCAACGCUCACAAACGCCGAGAAACGUCGUAGAUACGACUUGUAUGGCAGCGUAGAUGAGCCAGCACCUUCUGUCACUCGGCAGCGUCAUGGUGACGUGUUCUACCAAUUUGAUGGCCAUCCAGGUUUUGAUGCUGAUGUCUUCAAUAUCUUCUUCAACGGUGGCUUUCCCUUCGUUUACCGCAAUCAUCGUGCUCAGACUCAGCAUCAACCCAGAGAAUCCGAACGCGAGGUGCGCUCCUCCACUUGUGCUACUUGUAUUAUCUUUAUGCCCAGUGGUAAUUAUUUUGCUGUUGCUAUAAGUAGUCGCUGUUGUUGCACUACGAGCUUAGUGGCAAUUUCGUUCUCAUCUUCAAUAUGCAGUGACCAGACUGUUUUUUUAAGCGCGCAUAAUCCACUUUUUAUUGCUAAGUGUCAUCUAGCUCGAAGUCUUAGGGUGGAGUAUACAGCGUAUGUUUCUGGUCUGCGUCUUUAUACCACCGGUAAACUUAGACGGAUGUUAUGCCCACCCUGA